Rotaria socialis is the source of this 1128-nucleotide messenger RNA. Lineage: Eukaryota; Metazoa; Rotifera; Eurotatoria; Philodinida; Philodinidae. The record is from the annotation of a GenBank genome assembly.
AUGAUUUCGUUUUUUAAUUUAAAAGAUUUAUGGCAACCUGACAGACUUGUAUGUAAAUCAGGUCGGGUCGAUUUUUUUGUUCGACAUAAACCAGUCGUUUGGAGUCGAACAUGUGCCGAUUGGUAUUCAAAUUUAAUUUCAGCGAAAUGGAUAUCUGUAUUAUCAUUGAUAAUGGCAAUUUUUGUACUUAGUUGGACGUUUUUUGCCUUUGUCUGGUAUGUAAUUGCAUUUUAUAAUGGAGAUUUCACAGCUGAUCAUCUUCAUCCAAAUACAAAUCAUCGGCCAUGUCUCGUUAAUGUUGGAAAUAGUUUUUUAGCUUUUUUUCUUUUUUCAUUAGAAACUCAACAUACAAUUGGUUACGGAUAUCGACAUGUUAAUGAUGAAUGUAAAGCUGGCGUUAUCCUAUUAAUGAUUCAAUCGGCUGGUGGUGCUUUAAUAACAAUUUAUGUUGGUGGUAUUGUUUUUAAUAAAUUAGCAAGACCAAAACAAAGAAUGACAGUAUUAACAUUUAGUGAACGAGCAGUCAUCGCACCACGUGAUGGGCAAUUGUGUUUUAUGUUUAAAGUUGGAAAUAAUAUUGUUACACAAUUAAUGCGUCCUGCUAUCCGAGUGAUUUAUUAUAAAUUACAACCAAAACCCACAGGUGAAAUCUCGCCUGUUGAAAAUUUUGAUAUGGCUGUACAUCCUUCAAAUACAAAUUUGAUGUUAGUAUGCCCAUUAGUUAUUGAACAUAAAAUCGACCAAUCGUCACCACUCUAUCCUAUAUCACCUACGAAACUUUAUAAUUCAGACGGAAAUGGUUCCGAUGCAUUUGAAAUUGUUGUCAUUAUCGAAGGAACCAUGGAAUCAACAGGUGAUGCGUGUCAAUAUCGUACUAGUUAUAAGCCACGUGAAAUUCUCUGGGGUUUUCGUUUUAAACAAACUCGUUUUACAUUGGAAGAAGGAAAAUUUAAUUUUGAUAUGACUACAUUUGAAGAAUUUGAAUCAGUCAAUAUGGAUGGAUACAUAAGAAAAGGUAAAGGGCCACAAUUAUUUGCACCAGAUUUAUCAUAUAAAAUGCAGUCACGAAUAAAACGAAAACGAAAAACUAAUCGAACAAAUGAAUCACCAGUACGCGUCAAUGCAUAA